CAGAAUUCUUCUUUCAGACCACGGAGAGGAGAGUUACUGAGGCUACCAGUUGAACAGAAGUAAAUCGCCUAGCAGAUUUCAUCAAAGUGCUGUCCGGAGGUGCCACCUUCUCCAGUGGCCCCCUGCCCGCAGCCGGCCCCCACCCCCGUCCUUCUCUCGGCUCCUCCCCGUCCCUGUCUCCGUGGCAAUAAAGGUCCCCUCCCCUCCUCUGCCAAGCUGUCGGACAUGUCCGGUCCUGUUCCGAGUCGGGCCCGAGUGUACACGGAGGUGAACACGCACCGGCCCAGGGAAUACUGGGACUAUGAGUCUCACGUGGUUGAAUGGGGAAAUCAAGAUGAUUUUCAGCUGGUUCGAAAACUCGGACGAGGAAAAUACAGUGAAGUCUUUGAAGCAAUCAACAUCACAAACAAUGAGAAAGUGGUGGUAAAAAUCCUCAAGCCCGUGAAGAAGAAGAAAAUCAAACGAGAGAUUAAGAUUCUGGAGAACCUUCGCGGAGGCCCUAACAUCAUCUCCCUCAUCGACAUCGUCAAAGAUCCUGUGUCCAGGACUCCUGCACUGGUUUUUGAACAUGUUAACAACACUGACUUUAAGCAAUUAUAUCAGACUCUAACGGACUAUGACAUCCGAUUCUACAUGUACGAGAUCCUAAAGGCUCUGGAUUACUGCCAUAGCAUGGGCAUCAUGCACCGAGAUGUGAAACCACAUAACGUCAUGAUUGAUCACGAACACAGGAAGUUGCGUCUUAUUGAUUGGGGUCUUGCUGAGUUCUAUCACCCGGGCCAGGAGUAUAACGUCCGAGUCGCUUCUCGUUACUUCAAAGGUCCAGAGCUUCUGGUGGACUAUCAGAUGUAUGAUUACAGCCUGGACAUGUGGAGUCUGGGGUGCAUGCUGGCCAGUAUGAUCUUCAGGAAGGAGCCUUUCUUCCAUGGGCAUGACAAUUACGACCAGUUGGUUAGAAUAGCCAAGGUCCUGGGAACUGAGGACCUGUUUGAUUAUAUUGACAAGUACAACAUUGAACUGGAACCUCGCUUCAACGAUAUUCUCGGAAGGCACUCUCGAAAGAGGUGGGAGCGUUUUGUGCACAGUGAGAACCAGCACCUGGUCAGUCCGGAGGCGCUGGACUUCCUGGACAAGCUUUUGCGUUACGACCAUCAGGCCAGACUGACAGCCCGCGAGGCCAUGGAGCACCCUUACUUCUACCCCAUAGUGAAGGACCAGUCUCGCAUGGCAGGAUCCACCAACGUGCCAGCUGGGAACACAGCUGUGAGCACGGCCAGUAUGAUCACAGGCAUCGCUGCCCUUCCAGCCUCCACAGCCCUGGGUCCUCUGGCCGGGUCUCCUGUCCUCUCCGCCGCCAACAACCUUAGCACCCCUGUGCCCGCUGCCGCAGGUGCCCCUCAGUGAUGCCACUGUGCCCACGUUCUUAACUGGCUCCCAUGGCUGGGGCGAUGGGUGCCAAUCUGCCAGUCCACACCCACCUCCACUUAGUUCAGUCUGCUGAGGAUGCCAACCUCUGGGAUAGUGUUUUUGGAAUUUUUUUUGUUUUCCCCAUGGAUUUUUUUUGUUUUCCA
This is a messenger RNA of Chanos chanos (milkfish), 1571 nucleotides long. It is a transcript of the gene csnk2a4, whose product is annotated as casein kinase 2, alpha 4 polypeptide. Bases 226 to 1404 code for a protein of 392 amino acids. Gene Ontology annotation, cellular component: protein kinase CK2 complex; nucleus; cytosol. Gene Ontology annotation, molecular function: ATP binding; protein serine/threonine kinase activity. Gene Ontology annotation, biological process: peptidyl-serine phosphorylation; regulation of cell cycle; peptidyl-threonine phosphorylation. The transcript is spliced from 13 exons. Lineage: Eukaryota; Metazoa; Chordata; Actinopteri; Gonorynchiformes; Chanidae. The record is from RefSeq and is a predicted model, not a curated record.